AUGCCCCCCUAUUCUCCCUCGUCCUCGUCGCUUGCCCUGCGCGCAUCCAUCGCCCAGAGCCUGUCCGGUCUCCGCAAUACAAGUCCCAAAGUUCCUUUCUGGGAACUGGCUGCUCACCGGGUCCCUACUCUCUGGACACUAUAUCGGGGUCUCUUGCGUGCUGCACCGGGCGAGAAUACACAAUGGCGCAUCCGGGGUCUGUUCCAGCGUAACCAUCAUCUCACCAGUCCUCUAGAGACACGCCAUGCACUCGCUAUGGGACACCGAGCAAGUCACUGGCUCGAAUACAUGCACCAAGCCCAAGCAGGCGAUACUCGCAAACAACGCGUCUUGGCUCGGUUCGAACGCACGUUUGGAGAAAUGAAGAACCGCGUCAAGUGGAAAGACAUAUACCGCGCGAACUUGUAUCUCCAUCUUGAAUGGAUAUACCAACUCCGCAAUAGACCCAUUCUCACAGGCGGAUUCAUGCGUCCUACCCUCUUCCACAAGCUCGUUCCGCGAAUGGCUCGCCAGCCGAUCCAUCUGAGCAUGAUGAUUCGCCGACGCCGUCUUGCCCGUGCCCGUCGUCUCGAAGAACAACGCAGGUUGAUGGAGUGGAAACUCGAUAUUGCUCGAGAACGUGAAUUCGAAGCGAGGUUGAUCGACUGGGGGUAUAUGAGUCAGGAUCAGGGAAUAUGGCAGACGAAUGAAUGGUUCCUGCCUAUAUCAAAACGCAUAGCCCUCAUUCAAGAAGCAUACACACAGGACAAGCGUCGAGCACUACACAUCUACCCACCGCACAUUGUCGCCCAAGUCAAACAAGCCCGCACACGGCGGAUCCAACGAAAGACGGAGCUAAACGAAAAGCUCGCGCGCGGAGAGUGGGUUACUAGGUGGAAAAGGGUCGCCGUGCGCAAGAUGGGCAUGUCGCGUGCGUCGAGGCGGUUGCGCGGGCUUAGAGACCCGGUUCAUCCCCAUCGUGAUAUCUUGUAUGCGCGUGUGAUGAGGCGCGUGGACGUGAACCCCCGCGCGGGUGCUGCUCCGCCUCAUAUUCUCCAAGGCAUGGAUGCGAAAGAACGCAAGAUGGAUCAAGCGAUUCGUGGGCGCAGUCCGGGUGGAUAUGUCACUCAGCUCAGGAGAGAAAAAGGCUGGAAAAGGGGACUCGAGCCUGGUCAGGGUCAAGAGGACGAGAGGAGCGGAGAGGCUGAGGCCAGGCUGAAGAAAUUGGAGGAUGCGAUCGAGGCGGAAAAUGGGAUGCGAAGACGGGUGGCGGAGAUUGGGUUGUCCAAGGGAAAGAAAAAGUGA
Molecule: messenger RNA, 1284 nt
Organism: Rhizoctonia solani
Lineage: Eukaryota; Fungi; Basidiomycota; Agaricomycetes; Cantharellales; Ceratobasidiaceae
Product: Complex 1 protein (LYR family)
Exons: 5
Coding region: 1-1284 (427 amino acids)
Source: RefSeq, a predicted model, not a curated record